Messenger RNA from Naumovozyma castellii, 2784 nucleotides. It is a transcript of the gene ATG9, whose product is annotated as autophagy protein ATG9. The record is from RefSeq and is a predicted model, not a curated record. The coding region runs from base 1 to 2784 and encodes 927 amino acids. Lineage: Eukaryota; Fungi; Ascomycota; Saccharomycetes; Saccharomycetales; Saccharomycetaceae. The transcript has a single exon.
AUGAGUGACCAAGAUGAUGCACUUCAGGACCAUGGCUCAAAAAUUCCCAAUAAUACAUUUUUAUCCAGAAUUUUCGGACUGCAAUCUGACGAUAUCCGUACGUCUAUACAUACGCAGGAUAUGAGUACUUUCCAGAUGAAUACCAUAGAUGAAAAUGAACAUUCUACAGGCGAAGAUCAAAUGCGGGUGCCAGAAUCUGAUCAAGAAACUAGUUCCGAGGAAGGUGAAGCCGAAGACGAAGACGAAGAUGAACAUGAGCGUGAGCAUGAGCAUGAAGAUAAUAGGUCUAAAGACAGUCUAUUUGUUCCACCACUAACUACAGAUAAAUCAUUUCAUGUACAUAGAGGUGACGAAACCAAAUUUAGCUCAAUACAAAAGAUUGGGCAAUUAUCUUCUGACGAAGAAACUAAUCUAGCAAAUGAGGACGAUGCUGAUGGUGAAGAAGACCGACCCUUGUUCGACAAAAGGUUAAAGGUUGAACCAUCUAAUCGAUAUCCUCAAUUCUUUCAGCGAGUUACUCAAAAUAACGGUAAUACAAAACAGAAUAAGAAGCGGGAGCAAAGUUUAUUUACGUCACCUGCAGAACAUCAAUCAAGAAAGCAAUUAAGAAAUGGAAUGCGUUCCUUUUUUGAAGAUGUUGAACCUAUACAUGGCAAUACCGGAAGUAGGAGUUUUAUUUUUGGAAAUACUUCUACAGCUAAAACAAGGUUUUCAUUGAAAAGGCCAAAUAUUCUCAAGAACGUUUCUAUCCUAAACAAUACUCCCGCAAAUAAGAUUAACACGCUAAGCCGCAAGGAAAAAGCUCUCUGGAAAUGGGCAAAUGUGGACAAUUUAGAUGUCUUUUUACAAGAUAUUUACAAUUAUUACCUUGGUAAUGGGUUCACAUGCAUAGUGCUAGAGAAGGUUUUAAAUAUAGCCACUUUAAUAUUUGUGGUUUAUAUUUCAUCAUAUCUUGGAUACUGUAUAGACUACUCUAAAAUCACCACUACCAAGCGUUUGGCAGACAUAAAAAUUGAAAACUGUUAUUCCAAAAAUAUUACAGGCUUUACAAAACUUCUAUUAUGGAUAUUCUAUACAUUUGUUGUUCUGAAGAUAAUACAACUUUACUUUGAUGUAAAGAAUCUGAUAGAUAUCCAUAACUUUUACAAUUAUUUACUCAAUAUAUCGGAUAAUGAGUUGCAAGCAAUUCCAUGGCAAAAUGUUAUUGAACAAAUUAUGUUUUUGAAAGAUCAGAAUGCACUGACAGCAAAUGUUGUGGAAGUGAAAGCUAAAAAUAAAAUUGAUGCACACAUUGUGGCAAACAGAAUUAUGAGAAAGGACAAUUAUUUGAUUGCAUUGUACAAUAAUAACAUUCUAAAUCUUUCAUUGCCUAUUCCGAUGUUUAGAACAAAUACCUUAACAAAAACUUUGGAGUGGAAUAUUAAUCUUUGUAUUAUAGGAUUUGCAUUUAAUGAAUCUGGAUUCAUUAAACAAAUGUUUUUGAAGGAUAUACAACGUGGGUACAUAAUGGAGGAGCUAAGGAAAAGAUUUAUGCUUGCCGGAUUUUUAAACCUCAUUUUGUCUCCAUUUCUGGUAACGUAUUUCGUCAUGUUAUACUUUUUCCGCUAUUUUAACGAGUACAAAACUUCUCCAGGAUCAAUAAAUGCUAGACAAUACACCCCAAUUGCUGAAUGGAAAUUUAGAGAACAUAACGAAUUGUACCAUAUUUUCAAAAAAAGAAUAGGGUUGAGUUCACAAAUUGCCGACAAAUACAUUGAUCAAUUUCCAAAGGAAAAAACCAAUCUCAUACUGAAAUUUGUAGCUUUCAUCUGUGGCUCGUUUGCAGCGAUAUUAGUGCUUCUAACCAUUUUCGAUUCAGAGAACUUCCUAAACUUCGAGAUUAUUGGCGAUAAAACUGUCAUUUUUUUUAUUACAAUUCUGGGAACGAUAUGGAGUAUCUGUCGAAAUGCAAUAAGUGACAAAUAUACCAUAUUUAAUCCAGAAGACACAUUGACUGAAUUGGCAUCGUAUACGCAUUAUAUGCCUAAAGAAUGGGAAGGAAGGUAUCAUACAGAAGAAAUUAAAAACGAAUUUUGCACAUUGUACAACCUGAAAAUUAUUAUUUUGCUUAGAGAGUUGGCAAGUUUGGUCAUCACUCCAUUUAUUUUAUGGUUUUCUUUGCCAAACUCUGCAGGAAAAAUUGUAGACUUCUUCAGAGAAUCAUCGGUAUAUGUGGAUGGGCUAGGUUAUGUGUGUAAAUAUGCUGUCUUUGACGAUAUUAGAAUGAAAGAAGGUAAUACUGACACAAUCAAUGUGUCAAAGGGGGAUAAUGAUGUAUCCGAUAAAAGAGAAGCAACCACUAACCAACCUGAGCAAGUCACAGAGGAAGAAAAUGAUGUGGCAAAGAACAAAAUGAUGCAAUCCUAUAUGUAUUUCAUUGACGAUUAUGAGAACGACGCAAAUUUUGUCGGAAAAUACCAAUUACCUAUCAGAAAUAACAAUGAACAGAUUGCUUCAAGUCAAAUUCUAAAAAACACAUAUUCAUGGAAGAAACAGUUCAAACCGGGGCAGCGUCCUGAAUUAUUUAGAAUUGGCGAACCUAAUCCUAAUUUCGCAAAUAAUGGCGGAAAAAAACAAAAUCAUAGUAACUUGACUGAGUCAUUUAUUAAUGCCAGAGGUUCACUUCAUCAGUAUAGAAAUAGCGAAUUAAAUUCAACUGAGGGAACGGAGUCGCUUGAUGAUCCUCAUACAGGAAUGCUUGGCCUCGUAAAAGAGUACUACAAGAAAUCUGAUGUUGGCAGAUGA